UCAUCAUCAUCAUCAUUAUAUUAACUUUUUCUUUCAUUUAGUGUGUACCUAAUUGUUGAUGAAAUUAUCUCUUUACAAUGGAAUUCGGUGUUUCAGACAGUAGCGGUACAGAUGAUGAUCUUCCUCCUUCACAUCAAAACAAAUUCCGGGGUGGGGCCCCGGGUACUGGGAACGGAAGAACUAUGGCUGUUGGAAAUGCUCCAUUUCCUCGAAUUCAAAAUGACAUGGCGACACAAAUUCACCUUAUAGAACAGGAAGCAUAUAGCGCGGUUUUGAGGGCCUUCAAAGCUCAGUCUGAUGCUAUCACUUGGGAAAUGGAAAGUUUGAUAACAGACCUUAGAAAGGAACUGAGAGUGUCUGAUGAAGAGCACAGAAAGCUUUUAGCUAUGGUUAACAAUGAUGACAUCAUUAAGAGGAUAAGGGAAUGGAGGAAGACAAACGGGCUUCAACCUGGCAUGAUCAAUAGUCCUACUGUUUCCGCAUCACAUAAGAAACAAAAAACCGCUCAGGCUGGGCCUUCUGUAUCUUUGGGCCCACCACCACCGGCUCUGCACCUGCCUUCUCCAUCAUCGAUGAACCGAGGCUCUGGUUCUGGAUUCAGAGGAAAGAAGCCACAAUCUUCUUUGCAGUAUGCUUCAGCAAGUUUCAAUGGCAGGGAUCUAACUCCGAAGCAGAGUUUUGGUGGUGCAUUUAGUGCGAACGGGCUGGAUGUAGAUAACACCUCUGAUCCUAUUAUUGGGAGGAAGGUGUGGACAAGAUGGCCGGAAGAUAAUAAUUUUUAUGAGGCUGUUAUAAAAGAAUUUAAUCCCGUUGAGGGUCGUCAUGCUUUGGUCUACGAUGCUGGUACACCAAAUGAAGCUUGGGAAUGGGUUAAUUUUAGAGAGAUAUCUCCAAAUGAUAUUCGCUGGAAAUGGGAGGAUGUCGGGAUUUCUCAUAGAGGUGGUCGGAGUGGAUCUGGCCGUGGGAUAAAAAAUUCUAGCACUCGUGGUGGGGUCACUGGUGGUUCUGGAAGAGGUAGAGGGAUUGCAAAGGGUCAGUCCAAGAAAGACGCACCUCCAUCACAAAACGGCCUUGCAAAAAGGCCUCUGAAUAAUAUAGAAAUACUCCACACUGACACCCUUAUUAAGGAGAUAGACAAAGUGUUCAGUUCAAGCAAUGCGGACCCAACGGACAUAGAGAAAGCCAGAAAAGUGCUGAAGGAGCAUGAACAAGCGCUUGUGGAUGCUAUUGCAAAGCUUGAAGGUGUUUCAGACGGUGAAAGUGAUCGAGAACUAUUGAGAAAACAUGAAGUGGGUGAGGGUUCAAAUGGCAAUAAGGCGGCUGUAGAAGAUCAGAUGAAUGGGGUUCAAGGCAUGUGAUGACCCUUUUAAAUCCUGUCAUGUACCAUAUCUAGCAUUUAGUUAAUUAACCUUUUCUUUUUCCCUUUCUUUUCCGUUUUGUAAUCUAUUGUAUUCUAAGCUUUCAACAUUAUAAAGUCAGUCCAAACUCUCUAUCGCAA
Messenger RNA from Erigeron canadensis, 1498 nucleotides. Its product is annotated as protein EMSY-LIKE 3. Gene Ontology annotation, cellular component: nucleus. Bases 78 to 1358 code for a protein of 426 amino acids. NCBI's taxonomy places the organism in Eukaryota, Viridiplantae, Streptophyta, Magnoliopsida, Asterales, Asteraceae. The transcript is spliced from 10 exons. The record is from RefSeq and is a predicted model, not a curated record. Gene Ontology annotation, biological process: defense response to fungus.